AUGUCUAAGCUGACUCUGGACGGCUUUUUUUCCUACUGCAAGCAAAUAGCAGAGCACAUACAGUUGGGUGACAGGAUGGCAUCCCUUUCAGGACAAAGCACUCCCAGGCUGACCUCUGGCGUCGGCAACUUGUACUACGACUCUAUCCUCCCGUACCGAGAAGAUGCCAACCCCCAAACGCGCGAGUUCCUCGCGAGGGUCGUGGACGUACUUCUCGACUACAUCCAGAAAGUCAACGAUAGGAAUGAAAAGGUCGUGGACUUCAAAAUGCCGGAAGAGAUGAUCAGAAUGCUGGAUCUCCAUCUUCCAGACGAUCCCCUGCCUCUGAAGCAGCUUCUAGAAGACUGCAAGAUCACUCUUAAACAUCAAGUCAAGACUGGUCAUCCCCACUUCUUCAACCAACUAUCCUGUGGUCUGGACAUCAUCUCUCUUGCCGGCGAAUGGCUGACUGCUGCAGCGAAUACCAACAUGUUUACCUACGAGAUCGCACCUGUCUUCAUCUUGAUGGAGAACGUCGUGCUCGAGAAGAUGAGGGACAUGAUUGGGUGGAAGCGUGGAGACUCUAUUUUGGCACCAGGCGGUUCGGUGUCCAACCUGUACGCGUUCCUGGCAGCUCGCCACCACAAGUUCCCGCAGUACAAGGAAAAGGGCCUCUCCAGCAUCCCUGGUCAGCUCGUCAUGUUUACUUCUGAACAGUGCCACUACUCUGUGAAGUCCUGUGCGUCUGUGUGCGGUCUGGGCACAGACCACUGCGUGUGUGUGCCGUCUGAUGAACGCGGCCGCAUGAUCCCGAGUGAACUGGAGAGACUCGUGAGGUACCACAAGGACAGGGGCAAUGUCCCAUUCUUCGUGAAUGCAACGUCUGGUACAACCGUUCUUGGAGCUUUCGACCCGCUCAUGGAAAUAGCCGACAUCUGCCAGAAGUAUGACAUGUGGAUGCACGUCGAUGCUGCUUGGGGUGGUGGUCUGCUGUUCUCAAAGAAGUAUCGUCAUCCCCGACUCACUGGGAUCGAACGAGCGGACUCUGUGACUUGGAAUCCUCAUAAGCUCAUGGGCACCCUCUUGCAGUGCUCCACCGUGCACUUCAAGUAUGAGGGUAUCCUCCUAAGCUGCAACGCCAUGUCCGCCGAGUAUCUGUUCAUGCCGGACAAGAUCUACGACCCUCGUUAUGACACAGGAGACAAGGUCAUCCAGUGCGGACGCCACAACGAUAUCUUCAAGCUGUGGUUGCAAUGGCGUGGCAAGGGCACAUCUGGCUUCGAGCGCCACAUGGAUAGACUGAUGGAGCUGAGUGAGUACAUGGUCAGACGCAUCCGAGAGCAGAGCGACAAGUUCUAUCUGAUCUUAGAGCCCGAGAUGGUCAACGUCUGCUUCUGGUACUUACCGAAGCAACUGCGUGGUCUUCCUCACGACAAAAACAAGGAGAUCAAGCUUGGAAGUGUCUGCGCUAAACUGAAGGGCCGUAUGAUGCAAUCAGGAACUUUGAUGGUCGGAUAUCAACCGGAUGAAAGGCGACCAAACUUCUUCCGCAACAUAAUAUCCUCCGCUGCCGUCACCGAGAAAGACGUGGACUUCCUCCUUGCUGAGAUGGACCGACUCGGACACGACCUAGUCGUCGAUUAAGUUAACUGUUAAAAAUCAUUCUUAACCAUAAUCUUUGAUGGAUGGGUUAAAAAUGAUAACAAAAAUCGAUGUGUUGUUUAAAUGUGCUUACUAAAUAUUUGACGCUCUGAAAAGUCUUCCAUAGAGUACCUAAAUUAUUAUAUGAAUGUCUAUUUUUCGUGUUGUUUCGGCGGGGGAAAUUGUAUAAAUAUAUACUCGUAGAACGAAAUGUAAGUCUUUAAAAUUUGACUGUCAAUAUAAACACUUAAUUUUACGGGUAUUCACCGUGAUCGUUAUUUUGGGAUUUCCAAUAUUUCAACGACUUUGCAGACGACGCGGUCGCGAGUCGAAAUAUUGGGUGUUACAAAAUGACAUUAUGGUAUCAUAGAAUACAAAUAUAGAACAAAAUGAUUUGAUUUCUUUAAUAACUAAAAUAUUUAACGAAUUAGAAAACUUUAUACAUUUUUCAAAAUAUUAUUUUUAUAUUACCGCCUUUUGUUGAUUUGUCUUUGAAAGGUGUGAUCGGAAUAUUGACAAUGAAAAUAUAUUAAACCUUUUUUUAAAAUUAUUUUGGCGUAGAAUAAAAUAAAAUAAUUAUGAUAGAAAAUUAUAAAAAAAUAGAUGUUAAUACGGUUUAAUAUAUUUACGAGUGUAUGUACGGUUUAAUAUGUGUUUAAUAUAUGUAUUUAAAAAAAAUAGUUUCGACAUGUUAAUGUCACAUUUAUUGCAAAAAAAAAAGUAAAAUGGUUUUUAGAAUAAGUAAAUACCGAAUAUAAAGGAUAAAAUUGUUUCGA
Molecule: messenger RNA, 2396 nt
Organism: Melitaea cinxia (Glanville fritillary)
Lineage: Eukaryota; Metazoa; Arthropoda; Insecta; Lepidoptera; Nymphalidae
Gene: Gad1
Product: glutamate decarboxylase
Exons: 13
Coding region: 1-1623 (540 amino acids)
Biological process (GO): carboxylic acid metabolic process
Cellular component (GO): cytoplasm
Molecular function (GO): pyridoxal phosphate binding; carboxy-lyase activity
Source: RefSeq, a predicted model, not a curated record